Helianthus annuus (common sunflower) is the source of this 799-nucleotide messenger RNA. RefSeq lists its product as uncharacterized. NCBI's taxonomy places the organism in Eukaryota, Viridiplantae, Streptophyta, Magnoliopsida, Asterales, Asteraceae. Bases 130 to 780 code for a protein of 216 amino acids. The record is from RefSeq and is a predicted model, not a curated record. The transcript is spliced from 3 exons.
GUUUCGCAUCUCAUACCAUCACCUGCCACCAAGGAAAGGCUUGCUGCUUUUAGAAGACUUGAACCUGCAACAAGGUCAUUCAAAACAGACACCCAGGAUUCACAAGAAGUAUCCUCAGGUUCUAUCACCAUGUCAAGUGCCGGAAAAUCUUCCAAGCCUGCCUCCAAGUUCAGCAUUGCCGAUCUCGACACUGUACGAUCCACCAAGAAGAAGGCCACUGCAAGCCCUAGUGUCUCGAUCCCCAAGGCACCCACUAAGGGAAGAGGUGGCAAAAAGAGGAAAAACUCUGAGGUUGAGGAUCUGCAAGGCCUACCACUGAUCCGCCACCAGUUCCUUGAAUACUUCAAUGACAAAUUUGCUGAGAUCGAAGACUAUGUUGGGAGCGUUGAGGAGCUGGACAAGAAGAUUGCUGACCUCCAACAAGUUGCAGUGCUCAAGGAUCUUAAGAUUGCUGAUCUCGAAAAAGCCCUUCAAGACGCCAAGACUCAGACAACUAAAAUCCUGAUUGACAUUGACUACGAGAAGCAUGAGCUCGUGGAAGGUGCAAAGGUCUCCGCUGCCAUCAUAAUUUACAAGACAAAACUGAAGAUGGCCCAGGAAGCUCAAGAUCCUGACUUCGACAGAAGCAGCUGGGAUGUUGAGGGCUGGAAGGCGAGGCUAGCUGAUCUGGAGGAUGAUGAAGAGGCUGAAGAGGUUUUGGCAAUCGAGGCUGGAGGCAGUGGAAAGGAUCAGGUGAAGGAUACUGGAGCUGGAGGGGAUGAUGAUGCAGCGAAGGUGUAGGCUGCAUGAUUGGGCGAUG